UGUUUUACAUUUGUGCACUGUAUUUUAGUUGUUUUGCAGCAUUACACUAUAUUACACUGUGUUACCUACUAUAACACUACACUAUAUUACACAGCAAACACAGUGCUGCAAUAUACUGUAACAUAGCAUUCCUGUCAUUGCAGUUUAAUUACUGUGUAGUAUUAAUGCACUGUUGAACCACUACACUUUAUCAUAUUGCAGCAUUUAUACUGCUACGCAGUGUACUCUGUUACUAUUUUGCAUUACUGUGUUGAAUGACAUUAUUACUGCGCUGAAAAGAAAAUUGUAAUUUUAUUUUUGGAUUUUUUUUCUCUUUGGCUACUUAAUUUAUGAUUGUAUAUUGUUAUAUUCAGAUUGCUAUGAAAAAAGCCAGAUUUUCACAUUUUAUUAUGAAUGUACCUGAGCACUUAAACAAUGAAUGGCUUGCAUGUUUUCCAAAAGAAUGUUUUUCUGUUAAAAACCCACCAUACUCAUACAAUACUAAAGAGUCUCAACUUGAGGCAAAAAUAUAUUCUCAUUUGUCUCAACAUGCUCCCAAGCUAAUGAAAGAAAUAACAACUGCAAAUAAUGUUUCAAAGUUUGUAAUUGAUGAGCAUAAAUUUAAGUGCUGGAUUAUUGAGCCUUUUGAGUAUUUCAUUUGUGGAAAAGAUCCCUCUAAAGGUUUUGAAGAGUUGAGAAAGAUUAAUAAACCACCAAAUUUUUGUGGGCGAUUAUUUAAAGUUGGUGAUCCAACAUAUACUUGCAAAGAUUGUGCUGCUGAUCCAACAUGUGUGUUUUGUCAUGAUUGUUUUCAUCAAAGUGUACACACAAAACAUAAGUAUAAGUUGUUUGCAUCUCAAGGGAGAGGAGGAUAUUGUGAUUGUGGUGACAAAGAAGCUUGGACUAAUGAUCCUGCUUGUAAUAAACAUAAAGAAAAUACUAAUGAAGAUGCAAAGGAUCCUUUGGUAAAUCUUCCUGAAGAUGUGUAUAACUAUACAACAUUUUUAUUUACUGUUUUACUAAAAUACUGUAUUGAUAUGGUUUACUGGAGAACAAAUAAUUCAUUGCCAAGUCCACUUACUAUAGAAUCAAAUGAUGAAAAUUCUUAUAUCGUUAUGUUAUUUAAUGAUGAGAUUCAUUCCUAUAAAGAGGUUAUUACAGCAUUACAAAAAUCAAUCAAAGCAACAGAACAGCAAGGUUUUCAAUUGGCUGCAGUUGUUGAUAAAGAGGGUCGCUCUGCAAUAUUCAAUGGUAAUAUGACAGAAAGUGUAAAUGUUGCUGCUACAUGCAAGAUUCACACCUCAAAAAAUAAGGCACCAUUGCGUUGCGAAGCAAUACACAAAGAUGUGAUUGCACAUCAACUUUGUGCAAUUGAAAUUAUGUCAUGGCUUGCAAGUGUUGUUGACAAAUCAGAUGCUUUGCGAAGAUUACUCUGUUUACUAGUAUGUAAGCCUCUUUGUGGUCGACCUAUACCAUUGUUGGAGCAAGUAAUUAACGAUGAUGCUCAACUUUGGAAAGCUGCAAGAUUACAAGUGCAUCAGUUAUUUGUAAAUAGCUUGUUGAUGGAUAUCUCAUUUGGGAGAGUAGAAUUUGCUAUUGCAUUUGCCAAGAACUAUGUUAAGAUGAUCAAUGAUUUCAUAGAAGAUGAUCACGAUCAUUCUAUUUCAGUUUCAGCAUUAUCUGUUCAAAUAUUUACUGUUCCGUCAAUUGCAGAACUUCUUAUCCUAGAACAUGAUAUUUUAGCAGUGUGCUUAGAAACAUUUUUAGUUUCAAUAAGGCCAGCUGUCGGAGUGAAUGGUUCAUUAGAUUUUCAAGGAAAAUUGAAAUUUGUGAACCUGAAAAGAAGUGAAUAUAUUCUAAAUGAUAUAAGGUACCUUCUUCGGAUGAAACCUAAAUGGACAGAGCUAUUGCGUGGAAAGUUUAUUGCGUUUUUCCAUCAUUUUUUGCAGUUGUUAAAAAUAAUGCAAGGUAUGGACUCAGUAACGCACAAGGUUUUGUCACAUGUUGCAUAUGAGCCUAAUUGGGAAUCUGGUUUUAAUUUGCAACUGUGGUGCAUGUCUUUGUUUCACGAAAUGUAUGUUUGGUGUUAUAGUGAUAAAGAAGUUUUAAGUACUUGUACUGUUAUGUGUCUCAAAGUAUUAAAUGAGUUACCUUUACAGUACAUUACUCAUGACAAAGUAUUAAAUGAGUUACCUUUACAGUACAUUACUCAUAACAAAUCUAAAGUUUUUGUAGAUUACAAUAUUAAAACAAUGCGAGUUUCUAUUCAUGCACCAUUAUCAAGGUUUAUUGCUGGUUUGCUGUGUGGUAUGGUGAAACAAAAUUUAAGCAUAGAAGAGCAUAUUAUCUUAAAUUUAAAUAACACUAUUGAUGAGAAAGCUAGGUGGCAGCAGAAGCUAAUAGAGUUCCCAUUAAGGGCUCUUGUACUGAUGGCACAAGUUAACGCUAGUAUGUGGAAAAGAAAUGGGUUUUCAAUUCUUAAUACUGUUAUUUAUUAUCAGAACAUUCGUUUUACUUGUGAGAUGUAUGACAGAGACAUACAACUCUUACAGAUGGUUGCUUCAUGUAUGGAUUCUAAUUAUUUUAUUGAUUCUCUUCUAUACAAAUAUGAUUUAGCUGCAUGGGUAAGCGAAGAAAAUAAGGAAAAUUUGCAAGCUGUAACUGUUAUUGCAGAAGAAUUUUUAUUGACUCUCUUUUACGUUCUCAGUGAAAGAUAUGUAAUUGGCAUCGGUGAAACAACUUAUAAAGAAAUUCUUACACGUGAAGUUAUUCAUAGAUUGGCUAUAGGGCCAUCUUCUCGAAGCAAUCUAGUUAAACAUCUUCCAGCUGCAGACCCAGAAGAUGAUGACAGUUGUUCUUUUGAAAGUUUACUUGACGAAGUUCUCAAUGAAGUAGCAGACUACAGAGAGCCAGGAUUGACAGGAAAAGGAUUGUUUUGCUUGAAAACAGCUCAAAUGCAUCUUUGUAAUCAAUUUUUUAUUCAUUAUACAAAGAUUGAUAGAUCAAAGGUACUUGAAGAGCGAAAUGCUUUUUUAAAAAAAACUAAUGAUAACAAUGUAACAUUUUUGGCUAUGCCACCAAGAUUUCUCCCAAAACUAGAAUCUGUAUUAAAGUUGCUGCACUCAGAAAAGUUAGCGUUUCUUAUGAAGCUAGUUUUAAAUCGAGCUUUAUCAAUGCAAAUGGUGACUGUAGAAAUUAUAGAAGUGACUUUGUUAAUUAUUGCUGUUGGAUUAUUGGAAACAAAGAGAGCAAGAAAUAGUGAAAAGUUUGAGUUCAACUUUUUGGAAGUUUUGUUAAAAAAGAAUAAUGAUGAGUUCUCCAUAUUUGAGCUUAUUGAAGAUUUAAUUACCAAACCAUCAUCUAAAGAAUUUCAAAAAAUGGUCAAGUGGAUAAAAUUGCUCAUUGAAGAAGAAAUGGUUUGCUCAACUAUUCAUAAACAUGAUCUAAAGUUUUUACCAUCUGAAGAUGAUUCUGUACAAGAUGAUAAAGCCAAAAAGUUGAUGCUCUCAAAAGAACGAAAAGAGAGACUGAUUGCCCAGAUGAAUAAAAUGCAAACAGAUUUUAUGAAAUAUCACCAUGAAAUGUUUGAGGAUGAUAGCAAUAAUAAAGAUGUUUAUGAAGAUAUAAAUUAUAUUGAAGACAUUUCUUUACCAAUUGCAAUUGGUUGCAAAAGAUCACAUAGUGAAGAAAACAUUCAACAGGCUCAGUGUAUUCUUUGUCAAGAAGAACAGCUUUUAGAUAAUGAAAAUUCCUUCAUUGUUAUGAUAUUUGUUAAUGAAUCAAGUGUUUUUCAUUUUCAAAAUAAGAAAAGUGAAAACCUGCAACCUUCUUUUUGUGAUAAUUCAGCUUGUGUAAAUGUAUCUAGCUGUGGUCAUAUUGCUCAUGGUAAAUGUUGGGAUAAGUAUUAUACUUCAAGAUUUAGUACAAGUGCAUCUACUUUUUUUUCAAAUCGACUAAAUACUAUUGAUGUAUCAAAAUCUGAGUUUUUGUGUCCUUUAUGUAACUCAUUGUGCAACUCAGUACUUCCACUUCUCCCGAGAAUUGUGGAAUCUCUGCCAGUUAGCGAAGAUACAGAUAUGGUUAGUCUAACAGAAUUGCUUGCUUAUAUGGAUAAGUUUUCUUCUGAAUUGUCUCGUAAUCAAACAAAAGAAAUAAAACAAACUGGACUUUUACAAACUUGUGUUAAAAUACCACAAAAAAUUCCGAAAAUUUUUUAUGCAUAUGUAGGGUGGCAUGAAAAAACGCCAAAUUUUAUGGAGUUGUUUCUAAAAAAACUUCUAAAGCUGUCUUCUGCUUCUUCCUCGACAGUAGAUGACAUAGCCAUCUCUUCUGCUGUACCUUUGUCUUGGAUGGCAUGUUCAUUUACACUACAAGCUUUAGAAUGCCAGUUUAGAUCUGCUGGUAAAAACAUGUUCUUUAAUGUCUCUGAAAGACAGUCUCUAUUCAUAAAUUCAUUUGUUAAUCUUCUUCAAUCAAGCUGUGUUAUUCCAUCUUAUACACAUAUUGAAGAAUUUGCAGAAAAGAUCUUUAAUUUUUUUUGUGGCAAAUUAGAAAGCGACAUUUCUAUCCUAACAUUGGAUGUUUUUGGUGUUAUGAUUAGUUUACGAUUUAUUGUUGCAGCUGUUCAGCAUUUAUUUCAAAGCUCAGUAUGGUUUCCUUUUGCAUCACAUUUACUUGAUGAUGUAGCUUUUAAGUUAUGCUUGAACACAUAUAUCAUAAAAUGUUUUAUAACUGCGCCAUUAUAUUUAAAAAAAGAUCAUGAGGAUGGUAAACCAACUGCAGAUACUGAUAUACUAAUGUUGACAGAAAAUGAAAAUGAGGUUGUCAAAACAUUUGCAACUUUAAAAUCAUUUUGUGGCAUUCAAGUUGACACUCAACAAAUUAAUGGUCAUUUAUUAAAGAAGCAUGUGGUUGAUUCAUUGUUACCUUUUCUGCGAUGCUCUGCCUAUUUCUUUCAUUUUUUGACUGGUGUAAAAAUUCCCGAAAGUCUUAAAACAGAAUAUAUUUGUGAUGAACUAUUUGUACUUUUAACAUACUUGAACAUUCCUGUGAAUAUUGAUGAGCUCUUAACAUUAAAUUGGUUAAUGCAAGAAGAGAAAAUGAUCCAAGUAACAAAAAGGUGGUGUGAACACAAAGAUGUUUACAAUGUUUCUAGUAUUAAAAUAGAGAAGUGCUACUUUACUGCACGCCGAUUGAUCACCUUACCACAUGAUUAUAGCUCUUUGAUUAACAUGGCCUCAGGCUUCAGGUGUCCUACUACUGGUGAUAGCAGUUGCAUUCCAUCGUUGUGUCUUGUAUGCGGAGAAAUGUUAUGCAGCCAAUGUUAUUGUUGUCAGACUAAAAACGAGGAUCAGUACGGUGCAUGCGUAUUACACUCAGUGUCUUGUUCUAACUGUGUUGGGAUUUUUUUUAUAGUUAGACAGAGUGAAAUUGUUUUGUUGUACAACCACACAUUAGGAAUGAUGAUUCCUUCUCCUUACUUAGAUCAGUAUGGUGAGGCUGACCGCGGUUUUAGACGCGGCAACCCACUAUUUUUAAAUGAAAAGAGAUACGAAAAUUUGGAGAGAAUAUGGAUUAGCCAGCAGAUUCCAGAAAAUAUUGUUCGAAAAAUUGAAACCGAUCGAUCUUUAUUAUCAAAUGAAUGGUCGCGUUACUAAACUUAAGUUAUUUUCUUGCAAUUUUCAGUGAUUUAAAUUGCGUAAAUCUUGUUAUUGUGAUAUAAUUGAUAAUUGAUAUAAUUGGUUUUUCAGUCGUAAAGCAAACAAUGAGAUGACAUAUUUUGAUCAUUUAUUUUGAUAUUUUGAAAAUUUCUUUAUUUGGAUUAAUUUAAAGCUGGUUGAGGGUAUUUAUGAAUUACUUAAAAGACAGAAUUAUUACCACGUCAUUGCGUCAUUACCUAGUGAAUCUUUGCUGCUCUUUUAAAAGAAAGACGUUAAUUAGUUAUUUUUAUUAAAUCAAUAUGAUGGUGAAUAUUACACCAGAUAGUUAUAUCAUGUUACAAAUUAAAGUACUUUACGAUUGGAUGAUUUAAAUUUUGGAGAUUUGUGAUUUUAUGCGAAGGGGGUUAUUCCAUUUUCUUUGACAUUUCGGUUAAUGAGUAUUUUAUCUAUAAUAAAUAUGAUGAUUGCAAGAUUUACAAUUAAAUAUAAAGUUCAUAAAUUCGCAAUAUUCAAUAUAAGAUUUAUCAGUUUUUUAUAGCAAAUAUAACUAAAUAUAGUAAAAUGUUGUCGACAAUUGACUUGGCAUUCAUAAUAAUUGAUACUAGUAGUAUUACUAAGGUAAUAAAAUAUAUCUGAGGGUGACAGUGCUGUCAAAGUAAGCCAGGUUUUGGAAUUAUUACCAAAAUUCUAAAGUCUUUAAAGUCUUAAAGUUGUGACAAACUUUUAUAAAAAAGUUGUAUAUUUUUGAAUGUUGUAAACAUGUUUAAAAUCUGAAAAAUUGAAAUCUAUCAAUAUGAUAAAGGAAAAUAUCACUGCAUAUUUUUGCUAGAUUUAGUAAUGCAUAUCUAAAUGUAAAGUAAUGCACACCUGAAUUAAAUAAGCACAUUUGUAAAAA
Molecule: messenger RNA, 6534 nt
Organism: Hydra vulgaris (swiftwater hydra)
Lineage: Eukaryota; Metazoa; Cnidaria; Hydrozoa; Anthoathecata; Hydridae
Product: E3 ubiquitin-protein ligase UBR2
Biological process (GO): ubiquitin-dependent protein catabolic process via the N-end rule pathway
Molecular function (GO): ubiquitin protein ligase activity; zinc ion binding
Source: RefSeq, a predicted model, not a curated record